AGCAUUUAAGCACGUGUUACUUUGAAAGCUUGUCCCCGACAUACAUUUCGAAGACAGACUUUGCUAGCCUGAUACUGCGGAAUUUCUUAGCGACAGAAGUAAUCGAGACUGCACAUACCGUCCUUCCAUGCAUAUAUGCCCAUGGACUUACACUCUUUCUUUUUUAUAAGAAUAUAAUUUUUAAGAAUAUUGCGGCCGAAAUGAGGAAAAUUUUCGAGGCUGAGACUUUAAAAGAACAUAAUUUUGAGCGUUGAAAAUUUGUAAACACAAUACAAUUAUAUGUUUUUAACUUGACCGUAUAAAAAAUUUCUCGUCUCUAAACGGCAAAACUGGCCAAAAAACAGCACUACCUGUAUGUCCGGAUGCUGAAAACAUUUCUGCAAGAAGUUAUGUUUGCCAUACCAGGAUUAGCUGCCUGCAGUCUGGCUCCAAAAUUACUUUAACGCCGUCAAAGUCAUGAUAGGACAGACAAUCUGAAGUUGUGCCGGUGUAGUCCCUUUGUAUUACUAUCUAAGAAUGUUCACAAAAACAUUUUCAGCCUAAAUCGGCAGAAAAAUAAUAACAUUUAGCCUGGGCCGGAAAAAAAAACAAUAUUAUUAUAAGGAUAAAAAGAGUGUAUUUCAACAUUUGGAGCCUGUUUGAAAACCAUUUCACCAUCGUAGUGUUAUAAAGCUCAAUAAUAUGCAUAGAAUUUAGUACUUUUUGUUCGUGAUCAUCAGUUAUUUAUCAUUUUGUAGCCAACACGUUUGUCUUGUGAUUCUAGGGUGUGACUACCCCCACAGUGAGUCUUAUGACUUCAAGUUGUUUAUCGAGCGUACUCAAGCUCCGAGCAAUACCCUAUCAGUUGACAUGUUUAGGUUCGUCUACUGGCCUUGGUCUGAAUCUCCCACAAAAAUCCUGUCAGUUUAGUUUUCUUGUUCUUUAAACUUUGGCUUCUAUUGGGGCAUGGUGGUUUCAAGAACUUUGUAGUUCCCUUUUAGAAGUCGCGUGAAAUUGUUUGGUCUGUUCAUAGCACCGACUUGAUAAUGCAUGGAUAUAUGCCCCGAUCUUGUUUGGACUACCUUCACCAUGGCAUCCGCCGAAACGACUACUACCCGCUUUACGACUACGACGACCAGAUUUACGUGGCGUUUUGUGACCUCUCAAACGAGCCGGGCUCAGCUUGGACUCUGGUUAUGUCCUGGAUGACUGCAAAAUACAAGGAGUUGCCGCAUUUUAAAAACAGGGCAUUUUAUGAAGAUGCUCCCAUCAACGAGGAAACUCCAAACCCUGAGAUCUACCGUCAGACUUUGGCUCGAAUAAACAGCAUUCGUAAGCACUCAACCCACUGGCGCGCGACCUGCAACGCCUAUGGUCACCCCGGAACAAUUACUUACAAAGAUUACCUCAGGGGAAAAUUCAGCGACUUCGACAUCAUGUUAUAUGAAGGUGGCGGAUCGUCGACUUGCCAACCUGUAGAGCAUAUCAAUAUUCUCGGAAAUGUUGGUGGAAAUGGCACUACAGUUGGAUUUUGGCAGUAUUCUGGUAGCUACCUGCUUAAUAUCGACAGCUCUGAUACUGGCUGUGAAUUUCUUCCCCCAGCAUAUCCAAGACUGCCAAGAGUUGACUACUUCGGUUACUAUGGAGAUGGAAUAAACCCCGAAUUCACUUGUUCCCGAAAUGCGUUUUCCACAACGCAGUGGUGGUUCGGAAGAUACUUAGAAGAACAUUGAUCAUCAGUUGAAAAACUGAAUAACUGUUUUCGUGGCCCUACCGUUUGCCGUGAUUAAGUAAAACUUCAUUAGGAACUAUCAGUGUGUGUGAUCAGAUAGACUACCAGUAGUCCCUCUUUCGCUUAGACCGUCGUGCAAAAGAAAAUCGCGAGAAAGAAAUGGCCGCGCGAAAUCCUGGGCCGAGAGUUACGCCAUUUGUCUGCGUCCGUAACCCCGUUCUACUUCUGCGCAGCUCUAAAAUCUGCGUCCAGCAAAAGCGGAAAUAAUUACCUAGGGAUCGGUGAACAGCGGAACUGCCCUUGAAGGCGCGCGAGAAGCGCGCACGCGUGGGUUUGGUGCCCACGCUAUUUGACGACUUUGCCGUUUUACGCCAAACAAAUUACGUUUUCAUUCUACUUUGACUUUCCAGAAAAAUAGCGGCAGCUUCCGGUCUAUGUGGCGAAUUGUGAUUAAAGAAUUCUGUAGACAUGGCCUGUUUUAGUCAUCUAGAGUUCUGGUGGAGUUGAAACAGACGCUUAAAUAUUUUUUCAGUUUCGCCAACGCAAUGCGCAGAGUUGACGCACAAUAUAAAGACGUGGGUGUUUCUUUGGCAGAGUUCUCUUCUAUAAUUAGACUUAGCAUUAGACCUGAAGGAAGCGAAUAUAUCAAAUUAUUUGCUUUUCCGCCAGUUCCUCAUUCCGUAAAAGAAAUACUUAUAAUUGGUUUCACAAAGCAAGUAACUGUGACAGGCAACUGAAUUAGUCACGGAUAGAGCGGAAAAUUUACGUAUAUGAUACAUGUGGAUAUGUAAAUAAUAAGUAAAUAAAUUUAUUUAUUGCCCGGCUGGUGAAGAGGCGAAGUUUCUCUCGGGCGCUAAUAUAACUCAGGCCCACUCACUGUUGACCGCGCAUGUGCAAAACCCGCCCAUCUAAUUAUAGCGUACGUCCGUUGCUAAGCGUCGUUCAUGCUAUAACAUUACGAGGAACUAUAGCCUCUUUCAGGUGUUCAGUUAGUCGGGGCGCAGCGCGGAAACCGGCGAGCGAAAAAAUACGGGAGAAGCGCCGCACCGCGCUUCUCCCCUAUUUUUACGCUAUCCGUUUUUCGUGCUCCGCCCCGACUAACUGAACGCCUGGAAGAGGCUAGGGGAGCUGCAAGUGACUCGCGAACAGCUCCUACCUCUUUAGUAAAUGAUUCAAUUUCGCCUUUACGGCACGACUGUUUCUGUUUGUAUCAUAG
This is a messenger RNA of Orbicella faveolata, 2927 nucleotides long. RefSeq lists its product as uncharacterized. The record is from RefSeq and is a predicted model, not a curated record. Lineage: Eukaryota; Metazoa; Cnidaria; Anthozoa; Scleractinia; Merulinidae.